AUGUCUAAGCUCUACGUUGGAAACUUGUCCUGGAACACCACUGAGGAGAGCCUCCGUGAGGCUUUCGGUGCCUACGGCAACAUUGUCGACGCUGUCGUUAUGCGCGACCGCGAGACUGGCCGUGCCCGCGGCUUUGGAUUCGUUACCUACGGUAGCCAGGAGGAGUCUGAUGCUGCAAUCAACGCCCUCCACGAUCAGGAGCUUGACGGACGCCGCAUCAAGGUCAACGUCGCUACUGCCCGAACUGGAGGUGGUGGUGGUGGUGGUGGUGGUUACAACCAGGGUGGUUACAACGGUGGUCAACAGUCUGGCUACGGUGGUGGCUACGGUGGUCAACAGCAGGGACAGUGGCGUUAA
Molecule: messenger RNA, 357 nt
Organism: Penicillium taxi
Lineage: Eukaryota; Fungi; Ascomycota; Eurotiomycetes; Eurotiales; Aspergillaceae
Product: RNA recognition motif domain-containing protein
Exons: 5
Coding region: 1-357 (118 amino acids)
Molecular function (GO): RNA binding
Source: RefSeq, a predicted model, not a curated record